Messenger RNA from Bolinopsis microptera, 479 nucleotides. RefSeq names its product circumsporozoite protein-like. The transcript is spliced from 3 exons. Bases 17 to 328 code for a protein of 103 amino acids. Lineage: Eukaryota; Metazoa; Ctenophora; Tentaculata; Lobata; Bolinopsidae. The record is from RefSeq and is a predicted model, not a curated record.
AAUUCUCUACCUCGACAUGAAACUGUUUAUUCUACUCGCACUCUUCGGGAUGCUGGCUUUUAUCAACUGCGACGAAGCAGGAGGUGACGGUGCAGCUGAAGGUGACGGUGCAGCUGAAGGUGACGGUGCAGCUGAAGGUGAUGGUGCAGCUGAAGGUGACGAUGCAGCCGGAGGUGACGAUGCAGCCGGAGGUGAUGAUGCAGCCGGAGGUGACGAUGCAGCCGGAGGUGACGGUGCAGCCGAAGGUGACGAUGCAGCAAAAGACGGAGCAGUUCCGAUGCAGCUUGCCCUCCUCGCCCUCUUCCCUGCUGUGGCCCUAGUUUUCUAGACCAGUUUCAGUUUUACUGAGUUGAGGACUUAUCUAUGUUGAAAGUACGAUUGUUUUGAUAAAUUGUUUCUUGCAAGUGAUUGUGAAGUUGUUUUAAUCAUUCAUUAAUUUUUACCAUUUUUAUUCCCACUCAUGAGAAAAUUUACGAUUA